Molecule: messenger RNA, 7612 nt
Organism: Anopheles funestus (African malaria mosquito)
Lineage: Eukaryota; Metazoa; Arthropoda; Insecta; Diptera; Culicidae
Exons: 8
Coding region: 1453-6294 (1613 amino acids)
Biological process (GO): cell-matrix adhesion
Cellular component (GO): basement membrane; extracellular region
Molecular function (GO): serine-type endopeptidase inhibitor activity
Source: RefSeq, a predicted model, not a curated record
CCUGUUUCCAGCUACGUUCAAAUAUCGUGCCAUCUGUCUCAAACCGCAUGCCGUCUGCUUCAAAUCCCGUGCCAUCACCUUCAAAAGCGUGCCACUACGGUCAAAUCGUGUGCCACUACGUUCAAAAUUGACAGCUCGAGCUGAAGGCAUUGCCGUACCAAAACAAAACAAACACUUUUGCUAAAUGAUUCGCAAAUAUUGCAUUGUUUUUAAUCGGUUUUCGAUAGCUAAACGAAUAAACUAUGGAUUAAUUGCAUUUUGACUCUAUUUUUCAUCAAACGGGUAAAAAAUUGGCAAAUUGUCAACAAACAACAAACAUGCAUCCAAGCAGCUGUCAAUUUUGAACGUAGUGGCACACGAUUUGACCGUAGUGGCACGCUUUUGAAGGUGAUGGCACGGGAUUUGAAGCAGACGGCAUGCGGUUUGAGGCAGAUGGCACGAUAUUUGAACGUAGCUGGAAACAGGUGUAAUUUUCCAUUUCAUUUGUAAACGUACAAAACAGUUCGUAAAAUAUUUUACAUUCAAGUCAACAUGAAACUUAGGAUGAUAUUGUAUUAGGACGAUUUUGAACUCCACUGUCCAACUGUCAGUUCCAAGAAUAGACGAGCUAGGGUUUAAAACUUCAGAACAUUUUCUCCAUUCAAUGGAGUAUCUAAUGAAUUGAAUUUAAUUCGACCUGAUUGGUUAACCUUCACAAGAAUAUAUACGGAAAAAUACCGCCCAAUGUAUUCACGUUAAUUUUUACAUUGUAAAGCCAUUCUACGCUAUCCUUUUGCUAUCCUUACGGCAUCACAUUCCAGCACGUAUCGACACGACUACCAUUGGGCACGGUCGAUGGAAAAUCAGUUUGAAUGGGAGCUCGGAAAAAUUCGAUUAUCUUUCACCGCGGGUAAAAUCGUCGCCUUAAAAAAGGGUCCCCUUUGUGAUUGUAGCAUCCGCAAACUGAUCCACUUAGAUUCACUAUUUGUACAACGUUACCUUUCACCCGAAACCUUGGAACGCAUCAUUUUAGAGCACCUUUUUAUACGCAUCGCAAUAAGGUUCGAAGUUCGAACCUUUUCCCCUUUAGCGAAACGAUGAGCAGCCGAUAGUAGAUCGCGUUGAGAAUGGAGUCGCAUUUCUUUCACUUUUGUAAGAUGAAAUAAAAAGAAACAGGCAAUCUUGCACCAAAUUUGGCCUCUUCCCUGUGUGGUUGCUGUGGCGGAAAAAAUACAGUCAUUCUGAUGCUGGUAUUUUCUUAUUGCUACAAUCUUUUCUUUCCAAAGAACAGCAAAAAAAAAUUCUCUCGAUGGACCUAUCCGGUUUGGAUUGCGAAGCGGCCCCGGUUGACUGGUUUGGAAUUGGCAUCUAGGCAAGCACAAAAAAUCCUGUACCCCAGAUGCCCUCGAUGCGAGAAAGCUCAGCUACCUGACCCAAGACCGGAGCGAACGAGAGCUCGAUGUGCAGAGAAGGAUGAAGUUGAUCGAUCGACUGCUGGACAAAUGCUUCCAACGCCACGGGGCACUCGUGCUUAUCGUCGCUGGACUGCUGUGUCUCCAGAUUACCACUAGUGAUAGUAUACCGUUAGACGAUAGCAAUAGUAAUAGUGGCAGUAUUAGUAGUAGUGAAACGCUAGAAUUAACCGCAUGUCAGCAUCUGAGGCGUGCGGAGGCGCGUCGCGCCAAGUCAUUAGGCGAUAGUCUGCUGCAAACGGUUCGGAUACCGCGUUGUACCGCACUGGGUGACUUCGAACCGGUGCAAUGCUCGAACGAGCUCAACGGAACCGAGUGCUGGUGUGUUGACGAGUAUGGUGUAGAGAUUACGGGCAGCAGGCGCAGCCACGCGGAUGAUGUCAACUGCACCCGGGUGGAUAACCACUGCCAGGCAUCCAGCUGUCGCAUGUUCUGUCCGGCGGGUUUCGCCAAGGACCUGGCGUCCGGUUGUCCCGUAUGCCGCUGUCGAGAUCCGUGCGAGGAUAUCCAAUGCCCUCGGGGUCAACAGUGUGAACCGCAGGAGGUACAGUGUAAAACCGAACCCUGUCCACCGAUUCCGACUUGUCGCAAAGCACGCAGCCUGAAUGACCUUUGUCCAGCGGGACAACCGCUAGCGAUCACGGGUACCAUUCGUCCCUUCCUGUGCGGAACGGAUCCAGGCAAACCGAGCUGUCCACCGCUGUACCGCUGUUUGGUGCAGGGUGGCAACGACUAUGGCGUGUGCUGUCCGGCUUCGUUGCAGUUUGAAAAGCCUGGCAGUUGUCCGCGGGCGAACGAGAUCGAAUCGACAGAUAGUGCGGGUUAUCUGUGUGGUACGCCCUGUAGCCACGAUCUCGAAUGCCCUCAGAUGCAAAAGUGUUGUCAAUCGGAUGGUUGUGGAAGGAACUGUCAACAACCGCACAAUGUUACCGUUUGCCAUCAGGCACGCAUGCUAUCGGAGUUGCUCUCGGUGAAUGAGCGUGAGGGUCGCGGUUAUGUGCCACAGUGUGAUGGACCCGGUGGUAGCUUCUCAACGCGCCAAUGCUCCCGUAAUGGGCUCGUUUGCUGGUGUGUGGAUCCGAAAACUGGUAACAAAGUGAAAGGAACGAUGGGAGCGGCUACCAGCGUAAACUGUGAAGGCGUGGAGAAUAUGAUCGGAUCGGGUCGCAGCGGCGGACGUAGCGUGGACGGCACGCAAACACUGUGCGAUCACAACAUCUGUGCGGCGGUCUGUGAGUAUGGGUUCAAGAACGACCACAACGGAUGUCCGACGUGUGAGUGUUCGGAACCGUGCGAGGGUUACCUUUGCCCAAGCGGAUCGCACUGCGAAGUUGCAAAGGAUCCGAAAUGUGAAGCAUACUCUGGUCUUUGCUCGUCCGAGCCUGUCUGUAAGCCGGAUCUUGUGUACUCUAACCCGUGCGAAAUUGGUACACCGCUGGCAGAUAAUAUUACCGGUGAACUGCUGUUCUGUCAUAUGGAGCGUCCCAAGAGUCGUGAAUAUCAAAGCCGUACCUUCUUUGACGACGACGAACAAGACGAGGAUCAAAAUGGUCGGAAACGAUCGAUGUCGAAUACGAUCAUGUGUCCGGUGGAGACGCACGAGUGUCGUAAGCUUCAUGGCGAAUCCCGCAGUGUCUGCUGCCCUUUGGUGGUCGAAGGUGAAGACGAAGAGAUGACAGAGGAACGUCAACAAUCGAUGUGCGAAUAUCUGCGCGACUUUUCCGACCGUAUGGAGGGUACGGUCGAGGGGAUGGAGCUUGCGCUGCCUCCACCAUCCUGUACAUUAGACGGAGGUUACCAGGCCAUGCAGUGUGUUACCCGUAAAACUAAGGUUAAAGUUUCGGAACAGCGGAAGUACAUCGAACAGAACAGCAUUCGUCGUAUGAGGAAACUUCUAGAGGAUGCAUCGAUCGCAGGUCAUUUGACAUCAACCAUGACCGCUUCAACGUCUUCAGCUGCACCCGAAGUUAGCUCUGUAAAUCCCCCAGUUCGUGCACGACGUGCUGCUAACCCUAGUCCCGACAGCACACUCAAACUACUGCCCGUUAGUGAUGUGGAACAGAUGGUUGGUGGUGGCGAUCCGACCGGGAUUUACAACAUGCCCGGUUAUCUGGCCGUUCAGGCUCGCUCUGCAAAGAUCAUCGAUUUCAAUCGUCUGGAAUCGAAGAAUGGCAAUGCGAACCUCGACAAACCGGAGAUUAAACCGUCAACGCUCCUGAAGCGUCCGCUCGUCGUUCCAACCCUUCCGACUCCCAUGCAGGAGCAGCUGGUUGAGGUUGAGAUUGAGGAGUGUUGGUGUGCCGAUGGCUUCGGUACAGAAAUACCCAAGACCCGUGGAUUCAACGCAACAACCAAGAGUUGUGAAGCGAUUCGAGAAUCUCUCGGCUGUUUGGAUCUAACGUGUCGUAUGGGCUGUGAUUAUGGGUUUGUACUGGACCCAGACACACAAUGUCCAUCCUGCGAGUGUCGCGAUCCGUGUGACAGUGUCAACUGCCCCGAUGGGCAAGAAUGUCGAUCGGUCGAGGUGUCUUGCGAGGGCGAAUAUUGUCCACCGGUACCGGCUUGUUUCCCCAAGAAGCCCGGUCAAUGUCCGUUCCUGGUACCUCCUGGAUCAGAAAACUCGGAAUCAGACUCGUGCGAGUACGAGUGCCGCACAGAUGCGCAUUGUGACGGUUCGAAGCGUUGCUGCUCGAACGGUUGCGGAACGCAAUGCGUGGAGCCACAGCUAAAGACCGCUUGCCAGCAUCUGCAAACCAUUCAACUGCACCAAGCGUCCGAGCUGGGUAUUCCACCAAAACAGAAGUACAUCGCACAGUGUGACAUCGACGGCAGCUUCCGUACGAUACAGUGCGGCCCCGGUAACGUGUGCUGGUGUGUGGAUGAGUUUGGAAACGAAAAGAGCGGAACCCGUACCAACAAUGGGCAGCCGAACUGUGAGCUCUUCCCGAAAACGGAAUGUCCCUUGCUUAAAUGCCGACCAUGUGAGUACGGGUACAAGAUUGAUGCGAACGGUUGCAAGUCCUGCGAAUGCCGGGAUCCAUGCGGAGAGAUCUCCUGUCCACGCGGAGAAGAGUGUCAACUUAUACAGGUAGAAUGCAUUUCGGUGCCCUGCCCAAAAAUGCCAAUCUGCGUACCGAUCCGAGAGUCCGUCUGUCCCGAGGGAUUACCUUUGCGUUCCAGCGGUCGUGAGAUAGUAUGUGGACCGCAAACCGAUGCGGACACGUGCCCGUCGACACACAUCUGUCAGUUAAACCCGAUCAGUAACCGAGGAGCUUGUUGUGGGAAGACGAGGGACGUUUGCUUUGAGUCGAUCGACCAGAGCUGCCUGCAGGUGACGGAAUCGGGAGCUGAAAGUAAUGAGCUAGACAGCAUCACGCGAUGGCGUUUCAGUCCUCGGUUGAACAAAUGUGUCCCAGUAACACUACCGCGUGGCGUAUUCUGUCAGUCAAAGAACCUCUUCCACAGUGAGCAGGCAUGUAACGGUGUUUGUCCAGUACUGUCCCAAUGCGAGCGUCUUCGUCUAAAGAAUGCAAUGGCGGCAAAACGCGCUGGCCAACCAAACACCUGGUUCCAGCCACGUUGUGAUCCGGAAACUGGCUUUUGGAGUCCUGUGCAGUGUCUCGGAUCGAUGGGAACUUCAGAGGCCAAAUCCAACGACACGAAUGGAACAUCAUCAACAAACUCGGAUCAUCCAGCCGCCGUCGGAGUGUGUUGGUGUGCCGAUAAGAAGGGCGCUCCGGUAAAGGGCUCACUGACGAAAGGUUCGGAACCGAAGUGCAGCAGUCGACAAGCACGUCGCCGUGGUGACUCGAUUGAGACGUCCUCCAGCGAUCCAGUGAUGGAAGAACUGAUCAGACAGAUCACGUUCCUGGUGGACGAAAACAACUAUCUGGUGGAUGAGGAUUUGGAGCCCGUUCAGCCGGUGUCUGUGGCGAGUGCCAAUUACGCUCCGGAGCCACGCUACAUCGGUUCAGUAUCAUCCGCUACGGAGAAGGUCAUCGAGCUGGCACGCACCGCCGAGAGCCGUAAUUAUAUUAGCGACAAUGGAGCCGAACCGAUCGCCAAGCGACUUAGCGCUUCUGCAACACGCUGCCAAGCCCUGCAAAUGGCUGCCUCCUUUCCGGUGGCGUGUGAUGAGUCCGGAUCGUUUGAACCGAUGCAAUGCAAUGGUGAUACGUGUUGGUGUGUAGAUGCGGCCGGUAACCAACUCCCACUAUCCAGCACCUUCAAGCGUGGUCAACGGUCCUGUCUCUUCACGCCGAUCGAUGUGGUGGAGAUCGAGCUACGGUUAAACAACGUCCAUCCUCAGCGAGCCCUGUUGCAUGUUUACGAAACUCUCCGAACCGAACUUUCCAUGCUCGUAGGCAGCAUUUAUGACAACUACCGGGUGCAGGAGAAUGUCGACGGAAGUGUCACGCUGCGGUUCGAUCUGAUCGAAAGCACCAAGGUGGACGAUGCGUACGCAAUCGAGGAAAUGGUGCGUGAUGGAUCGUUUGCGUUGUAUCACGGGCAGCUGGUAGCUGACAUGACACAGUCUCGGUUCGCGCAUCGCAUCUCGGUCGGGCUUCCGCUGGCACAGCCAUCGUCCGGCAUUCCGGAAAAUACCUUCCAAACGAUCGUGUUCGUGCUGGCGACGGCUUCCGCCUUCCUAGUCGCCAUCUUUGUGGUGUUUGUGAUGCUGAAGCGGGGACGCAGCACCAAAACCAAACACUACUCCAAUGGAGACAAAAUAUUCGCCAUCGGUGCGGACAAGUAUGUCGACUACAGUUCACCCAUCUUUGUGCUCAGUGCCAACGAUAGCAAAUCAAUCCAGCAGCAGCAACAGCAGGGCCGUUCCGAUUAAUUACCUCUCGCAAAGCUGGCGAUCGAUUGGAGAACGGUACGGUCGAUAGAUUUUAUCUAGCCUUCUUGUUGUCAGGGUCCGCUGCACGCGGUGCAUCUUUUGCUCCGGCGUCCACCGGACACUGGCCAGCUGGAUUUAUUGGCUGCUCUUGGAGCCGCUGCUGAAGGUUUCGCAACUUACAUGAACUCUAUAAGAAACGGAAUGCACAUGUUGUUGAUUUUAUACUGUACAUAUUGUGAAAGUUCUCUGCGUCUUUCGCUGAAACUGCAGCGAUGAUAGAUAAAGGGAAUAGAUUUGAAAUGGACUUCAUCUUUGCAAACCUUCCUUCGGUUGCUUCCCAUUUCGAAAUGGUUAUCAACUGAGUUUUUUUUACCGAUUUUCAUCACGCAUUUCACACUAUCGCUACUUUUAUUAUGUCAUUACUUUCUUUUGCUAACGGUGUGACCGUGUUAAAAAAAACUAGCUUUUUUGUGUGUCCCCAAAUGGAACCAUUCCAAUGGUGGGCGAAAUUGGAGUACAUGUAAAUAAGAUUUUUCUGGCAAACAAUUCGAGAUUGUCUUUACAUUUCCUGACGAUUUCAGUGUCUGCAAAUCUUUACUAUACCAAGAAGUGUUUAAAUUCACAGCCAGGGCAAACAUAUAAUAAUAAAAACCAUACACACAGGGUCUACCGGAAAUGAAAGUAACGAAAUAGAACUAUUUUUUAUCUUACAAAGACACAACCGCUAGUAUGUAAGCGAUAAAAUUUCUCUUCUCUCGUCGUCCUCUCAUGGAAACUUGCGUAGAGCCAAUGAGAUGAAAAAUAGUAUGAUCAACCCAUUAAGCGCUGAAGAUCACUCGAUCCAUAUGAAGAACGAUAAAUGAGGAGGAAUAUGCUAUUUAUUUAUUCUUUCCCCCUGCUGAUACCUUUUCGUCCAGCAUUUCCACCUCGUUUACCUACCUCUAGACAGAUUAGGAUUUUUCAAAUAUAAACAUUUCGAUCUGCCAGUACAUUGGUCUUUGCAUUGCCGAGCAUAGAAUUUCGUAGCAGAUGUAACUGUACGCAGCUCGCAGCGGCGCACAACGUAACUGGCGGAAGUCUGGUGCUCUUAUUAGUCUUUUCCCCUAAAGUACGUGGUGUGGUAUCUUCAACUAUCUUUUCUGAUUUCAAAAAAUUGUACAUAAAACUCUACACUACAAUCUGGUGAUAAAAAAAAUCCAUACAUACACAAAGACGGAUACGGAUACUGGUAAAAAAUCCCAAACGAUAUUCAUCCGUUUAUGUGACUUGUUAUUUUGUUUUGUUCGAUAAUGAAAUAAAGAAGAUCAACAUAAAAUAA